GCCGGGUUGUAGUACCGACAGAAACUGGCGUGUGUGCAGUAGCUCAGUGUUGGUUAAACGGAAAAUGUGAUUAUACCGCACUUGUAGGAUUCGGCGUUAUAUUGUGUAAUCCGAGACAACUCUGUAACAGCGAGCAGAGGCUUCUUAACACGUUUGGACACCACCUUCGGACAAGACUCAAGAGCUACUGUUCCUCAACCUGUCCAGCCUGUGCAACAGGGAGGGCAGGGGCCCGGGGCUGUCGGCGGCUGGUCUGCGCCCGUCCUGCGCAGGAGCUCUCCCCCGUCUCGGACCGUGCGCUGGAGCCGGGAUGUUCGUGGUGGUGGAGAUGGUGGACACCGUGAGGAUCCCGCCCUGGCAGUUCCAGCGGCAGCUGAACGACGCCAUCGCGGAGGAGCUGAACAAGAAGCUGGCCAACAAGGUGGUGUACAACGUUGGCCUGUGUGUCUGUCUGUACGACAUCACCAAGCUGGAGGACUCCUACAUCUUCCCAGGUGAUGGGGCGUCCCACACUAAAGUCCAUUUCAGGUAUGUGGUCUUCAAGCCGUUCCUGGAUGAGAUCUUGAUCGGGAAGAUAAAGUACUGUAGCCAGGAGGGUGUGCACGUCACUCUGGGGUUCUUUGAUGACAUCGUUAUCCCCCCAGAGUCCCUGCAGCAGCCGGCAAAAUUCGACGAGGCCGAGCAGGUGUGGGUGUGGGAGUACGAGACGGACGAGGGCGCCCACGACCUCUACAUGGACCAGGGGGAGGACGUCCGCUUCCGGGUCGUGGACGAGGUCUUCGUGGACACGUCCCCCAGCGGCCCCGUCACCGCGCCGACCGAAGCCCCCGGCGCCGCCACCACCGCCGGCGCCGCGGACGAGGGCGGCCAGAAGAAGGAGGCGCCCUACACCCUGAUCGUGAGUGUGGGCGGGGCCGGGGGGCCGGGGGGCCGGGGGGCCGGACACACUGAUGCUCGGACACACACCGGGGGAGCCAGUCAGCCCCUCAGGCUCGUCCCAGCGCUCACGGCUGACUGAGCUGAGGAUCGCCCAGCGCCUUCCUGGAAGACGACGACUGGGCAGCUUGUUCCCCACUCCCACCACCCUUUGUGUAAAGAGGCGCCUCCUGUCCUGACCGCAGGAUCUCAAAAUCCAUCCACAAGAUAUUGGCUUCAACAGCAAGGCUGGCCAGCUCCAGUCAGUUACUGUACAUUAUUGAUGCUGUAUACACAAG
Messenger RNA from Lepisosteus oculatus (spotted gar), 1214 nucleotides. NCBI's taxonomy places the organism in Eukaryota, Metazoa, Chordata, Actinopteri, Semionotiformes, Lepisosteidae. The record is from RefSeq and is a predicted model, not a curated record.